UCGGUUUCACUUGCGUACGUAGCAUGCAUGCAUCUGAAGAAGGAAAGUCCUUCCGCCGCCUACCCACGCACACACGACACAUGCAUGCCUGUAGAAUGAUGCAUGGGCAUGGCCACCCUCACCCUAGCCUGCCACCGCUAAACUAACUCAACAAGACACACCAGCUCCCGUCCGGCGGAGGGAGAGGGAGCGAGCGAUGGCUGAGCUCGCGUCGGGCGCCGUGACCUCCCUGCUGGGAGUCAUCCGGAACGAGACGCGGCUGCUGGGUGGCGUCCAGGGCGACGUGCAGUUCAUCAAGGAGGAGAUGGAGAGCAUGAACAGCUUCCUGCUGCACCUGGCCCGGACGGUGCCCCCCGGCGGCGAGCACGACGAGCAGGUCCGCACGUGGAUGAGCCAGGUCCGGCUGCUCGCCCAGGACUGCAACAACUGCAUAGACCUCUACCUGUACCGCGGCAAUCCCGACAUCCACCUCGCCAAGGGCGGCCUCUGGCGCUACCUCCUGUGGGUUCCAUGGUUCCUGCAGAAGAUGGUCGCGCAGCACCGCGCGGCCAUCCAGCUGCGCGAGCUCAAGGAGCGGGCGCGCGACGUCGGCAAGCGGCGGUUGAGGUACGGCGUGGAGGUCCCGGCGAAGGCAGUAGGGCAGUCGCCUCCAGGGACUGGGCCCACGGCGGCGGCGACGCCAUUGUCGUCAGUGGAAGCGGCAGCGGCACCUGCUGCAGGAGACAAUGAAGACGAAGACGGUGACCAUCAACUGGUGGUGGCAACGGCGACCCAUCAUUCUGGUCCAAGAGGAGCCCUUUUUGGACUUCGCGUUCCGGAGGACUACUUCAACGAGAAGCUAGCCGACUGGAUAGCCAACACCGGAACGACGGGAUCAAUAAUGCCAUCCAUCGCCAUUGUGGCACCGAAUGCAAAGGAUGCCGGCGCUCUUGCGAAUGAAGCUUUGGCUGUGGCGAAGACCCAUUCCCAACGCUGUGUCUUGGUCGACAUCCCGGCAGUGCACUAUUAUUUCGUACGGCUAGAUCCCGAGGACAUUCUCCGCUACAUCUGGCGGGAGCUCGACAUCCAGCUUGCCAAAUCCCAAUCCCAGCAGGAAGGCACAAGUCAAGGCGAGGGGGAGAAGCUGCAUCUUCAUUGGCGUAGCAAAGGAAAACGGGGUAUUUACGACGAAAGAUGGGCGGCGAUUCAAGCAAUCCGGAUAAAUAUCCAAGAAAUGAAGGUUUACGAAAAAUUUGAAAAGAUCAAGAGCGAGAUUCAACAAGUGAAGCGCGGCCAACUGCAGCUAAAACCGGAACUGAAGCAGGUGCAACAAAAAAUCGCCAAAGAAUCCUUAUGUGUACUCCUGCUGCUGCUACGCAACUCAGCUGCUGCUGCUGCGGAUGAACAAGACCAAGUAAGGAAGCAAGCCAAGCCUACAUUAUCAGCAUGGUACGGCCACAUCAUCAAGAAAACAGCCAAGAAGCUUAAAGAACAUAUGGAGGAGGAGCAGGAGGAAGAAGAAGAAGAAGAAAAGGACGAAGAAGAAGAAGAAGAUGAUGAUGAAGAAGAAGAAAAAGAUAAAGAAGAAGAAGAAGAAGAAGAAAAAAAAGAAGCAGCAGCGAAGAAGAAGGCCCCGAUUUGUCUCAACUAUGCCCAAUAUAAACGUAUCCUGCGUGAGGUGUUCCCGAAGACCAGCAACAGCAACCAGGAGCAAGACAGAUCGGCAGCCAACAAAGACGAAGCCAGAAAGACCACGAUCACUACCAGUACUACUACAUUGGGCGAGGAUCAAAUCAAAGAAAUGAUCUGCAGGGCUAAACAAGAAAUCCUAGAGACUACUACAUCAGCCGAGGAUCAAAUCAAAGAAAUGGUCCGCAAGGCUAAACAAGAAAUCUUAGAGACUACUACAUCGACCGAGGAUCAAAUUAAAGUAAUGAUCCGCAGGGCUAAACAAGACAUCCUACCUGAGCUACAGAAAGACAAAUCUGACAAGGAACAAGCAACAGGUGAACCGGGUGGUCUGGUUCCAAACCCUGAAGCUCUUAUUAAAGCACCCAAUGAGAAGUUCAAAAACAUCCUGGAUCAAAUCCCGAAAAUGGUUAUUGAAGAUACCAUAGAGAAGAUUGAAACGAUCCAAUGGAGGAUUCAAGAAUUGAUGAAGAAAAAAGGGAUCGUGGACAAGAUUCAAAAUCAUUUGAAAGAUGCAAGGACCCUGAUCAUCCUCAAAACCGAUGAGAACAAUGAAUUGGGAUGGGAGGAGACCAGAAAUGCUUUGAGCCUGUUGGGCUGCGUCGCCGGUGCAGUGAUCGUGAUUGCCUCAAAGAACACUCAACAGGCCAAAGAAUAUUGCAAUCCACUGCGGGAGCCUUUGGACUGUUCUCUUGUUGGCUUCUACCAUGAUAUUGUGCUCGAGCUUACGGGCCACCAGAUGCAUGAAGACAAUUCCCAGAUUUUUCGUGGCAUAUUGGACGAGUGUAAGUCACAUGAAUUCUGCAUGAAGAUCUUCGCUCAUGCUUUGUCCGCCAACCCCAAGAUGAGCAAAGAAGAGCUGAGCAAACUGCACAGCACCCUGCAGGAGGCUUCCCCAAAAUCAUUGGACAUCAUUGCUAUGAAGAUGUUGAAGUUCUCCUACAACAACCUUCGUAAAGAAUACAAGUCUUGCUUGUUGUACUUAGCUAUCUUCCCUCAAGGACACAAAAUCAGGCGGUCAACCUUGAUAGGACGAUGGGUUGUAGAAGGGCUAGUAACUACGGAUGACUGGCGCUGGUCCAGUUCAGUGCGUAAAGCAGAGCGAUGUUUUGACACACUCAUCCACCGAUGGCUUGUUUAUCCUGCUGAUAUUGGUGAUACAGGAAAGGUCAAGAGCUGCAGAGUGGAUAAGCUAGUUCAUGAAUUCAUUACCAAGAUCGCCAAGAAACAGCACACUGUGGAGACACGCUUGUCACGUCACUUGGCUCGCCACUUCUCCAUUUUCAACGAUCUCCAUCUCCGUGCCUCUGAUACAAUCCAUAAGUUCUUUAAAAUGAUACUACCUGAAUCAUCUCAAGUGUCCCAGCUCAAGGUGCUAGAUCUAGAAGGUUGUCGUUGCUUCAAGAAGAACCGGCACUACUUGAAGGACAUCUGCAACAAGAUAUUACUACUCAAGUAUCUAAGCCUAAGGGGAACAGAUGUUACCCACCUGCCCCGUGAAAUCAGCAACCUCCAUGAGCUAGAGGUAUUGGAUAUCCGGCAGACCGAGGUGCCUGCGUCUGCAACAAGAAAUGUCAUGCUCUUGAAGCUGAAGCGUCUACUAGCUGGUCACAUUGAUCCGAGUCCAAGCAUGGCCAUCGGGGCUAAGGAAUUCUCCAGUGUCUUGAUUCCUGAAAAGAUCGAGAAAAUGGUAAACAUGGAGGUAUUGUCUAAUGUCAAGGCACUGACUAGUAAAAAUUUGAAAGACAUUAGUAAGUUAUGGCAGCUUAGGAAGCUCGGUGUGGUUAUUGAUGACAAGAAUAGUCACUUUUCGAAUUUGUUUCGAACAAUCAGUGACCUGCAUGAGUGCCUCCGGUCUCUGUCAAUCACUCUUACCACAACCAGAUUCGUGGGUACUCCUUCCAUCAGAGAGUUCCCAGAUGGUGUGCGCUCUCACUUGAAACACUCUCCCAAGCUUCUUGAGAGCCUAAGCAUCAGUGGAAGCACAGAAAAGGGGUUGUUUCUUCCAUUGUUGGCCAAAGAUGAUGGUGGUAGUCAACUUAACAAGGUAACUCUGACUAGCACAAGGCUGAACCAGAACGAUCUGUGGAUCCUCGCCAAGCUUCCCAAGUUAUGUUGUGUCAGGCUCCAACACAUUGAAUGCACCGAGAGAAACCUCACCUUCAAGAAGGAUGAAUUCCAAAAUCUCAAAUACUUUCUUGCUGAGGGCUCCAACUUCACAGAAAUCACUUUUGAAAAUGAAGCAGCUCCUGAGCUUGAAAAGAUUGUUCUGUCCUUGACGGACAACCUGAAGUCUCUUUUUGGAGUCGAAAACCUUCCAAGACUGGAGGAAAUCGAGUUGAAGAACAACAGCAGGUUGCUUUCAUUUUUUGGUAAGGCCAAACAAAUAGCCAAGGUGACUCUGACGCAAGGUGAGCUACAAAUCCUCACCACGAAACCAAGCAUGCCCUGCAUAGAACCCUUGGAAGAUUCUUACGACAAAAGCAAGCUUACCUUCAAAGAGAGCGAGUUUCCAAAGCUCAACCUUCUUCUUGUUGAUUGUUCUGUCAUUACCAACAUAAGCUUCACUGAGGGAUCUGCUCCUAUGCUCAGGAAGAUCACCUGGUCAUUCACCAACAUAGAGUCUCUCUCUGGCAUUGACAAACUUUCGAGAUUGAAGGAGCUCGAGCUCAUUGGUGACCGUGUCCCUCAUGAGGUGGAAGAAGAGAUUAAGAAGCAUGAAGACAGAUAUAAUUGUAAACACAGGAAACCAGAAAAUCAAGACCAAGCAACAGGAAACGAACUAGAAGAGGACGAUGAUGCAAGAUUACCCUUACUCUGUUGGAAGAAUAACAAGGUUUGACACUUGAGGAGCAUAUCCUUUCAUUCAUUCAUGAUCGAGUCCCAUGGCAUGGUUUGAUUUGUGCGUGCUCGUGUGGUUUGCUGUUGUGUGUUUCUGUCUCGACAUGUGUGUCGACUAAGCAUGUCUAGUUACUUGUGUCCUACAUGUGUACCUUGUGAUGGUGGUUGAGCAUAAUGAUUGUGUCUAUGCUCACGGAUUUGGAUUUGUGUGGCUUUCCUCUGGACCAUGCAUCAUGCUGCAUGCAUGGUUUCAUGUAAUAAGUGUGAUGCUUGUGCACACAUUUGACUUCUUAUCAAUGUA
Phragmites australis (common reed) is the source of this 4810-nucleotide messenger RNA. RefSeq lists its product as uncharacterized. The transcript has a single exon. Gene Ontology annotation, biological process: defense response to other organism. The coding region runs from base 197 to 4510 and encodes 1437 amino acids. The record is from RefSeq and is a predicted model, not a curated record. Lineage: Eukaryota; Viridiplantae; Streptophyta; Magnoliopsida; Poales; Poaceae.